AUGUCUGCUGCUCAAGACAACCCAGGCCGUGGACCUCUAAUUAUGGGUCUAACUUGGUCAUUUGCUGUGUUAGCUACUAUAACUGUUGGUCUUCGGUUUUACAUUCGUGUCGAACUUAAUAACCGUCCUUCGUUGGAUGACUGGCUAAUUGCCGUUGCCCUUAUCUUCAAUUUUGUCUCUCAGUCAUUCGUGAGCGUUGGCUUUACAUAUGGACUUGGAAAGCAUGAUGCCAACUUACAGCCGAACCAAUUAAUCAACAUCUUGAAAUGGAUGUGGCUUGCCAACACUCCGGGGCUUCUUGUUGCUAUCACUGCACGCCUCUCCAUUGCCAUGCUUCUCGUUCGUCUUUUUGGAAAAGUCCACAAAUGGCUCAAGUGGUUCUUAGUUGUGGUAUCGGGACUCUGCACCAUCCUGACAGCUAUCAUAAUCCCAUGCACAUUUCUGCAAACCACUCCUGUUAGCGGAAACUGGAAUCCAUUCCAGCCAAGUAAACGCUGGAAUCCAAUGAUCUAUAUUAGUCUUGCAUUCCUUACACAAUCCCUGUGGACUUUCACAGAUUUAAUGUUUGUGUUAUUCCCCGUGAUCAUUAUCUGGAGGCUUCAAAUGAGCCUAGGGAAACGAAUAAGUCUUAUACUUCUUAUGAGUGCAUCCCUCCUUACGAUGAGUGUAUCGAUCCUUAAAACUAUAAGUCUCCAACACAUCGCCAAUCAGCAAGCUGACCCUACUGCCACUGAUGUCCAAUACGAGUCCUCCAUUACCAUCUUAUGGUCCUGUCUUGAGCAAGCAUUCGUCAUCAUUAUGGGCUGCGUUCCAGCUUUGGGAUCCUUUACAAAACUAAAGACUGCACAGCCAUUACUGACUUCUUUGGAUAGUGUCUUACGGUUGAUAAAUCCAUUCAAGAGAUCUAUAGUAAAUAGAGCGGCAAAGGGUAAUGGCACGAAUUCUCGGGACUACGAGGAUUUGGAAAUGCCUAAAGCUAUAUCAGGCUGGAGAGAUGGUUUAUAUGGACCAGCCCUUGACAAGUCACUAUCCUCACUGGAAGGAAAUCCGCUGGGUGGGUGUUCGACCGCCACGAGAAAUGAUUAUAACUACGUGUGA
Molecule: messenger RNA, 1098 nt
Organism: Trichophyton rubrum CBS 118892
Lineage: Eukaryota; Fungi; Ascomycota; Eurotiomycetes; Onygenales; Arthrodermataceae
Exons: 3
Coding region: 1-1098 (365 amino acids)
Source: RefSeq, a predicted model, not a curated record